AUGUCGAGUAGAAGAAGAGCAUACCCACAACCACAGUAUGCUGCUACACCGGCAGUUCCUGCCGCUGACCCACAACUCCAGCAAUUUCAGCCCCAGCAGGCUCAAGGUCAAGCUCAACAGGCUCAAGGAUAUGGAGCAGGUAGUCCAGCAUAUGGCGUUGAUCAGGUAAACCAACAAUUUCAAAACAUGAAUGUUGGUGGAGGAGUUGCAGGCCAACCAAUGGCUAAUCAAUAUCUGGGUCAAUACCAACCACCACCUUCACAAGCCAAUCCCCAGGCACCUUACCAAGCGCCAGGAGCAGACUCAUUUGGAAGUCAGUUUGCCCAGCACCCUCAAUAUGCGCAACCAGGUAUGGUUGGAGGUGCAGCAGCUUUGCCAUUGAAUCAAUUGUAUACUACUGAUUUAUCGAGGGAGUUACCUCCAUCAAUCACCGAUUUGUCAUUACCUCCACCCCCAAUAGUGUUACCAGCUAAUUCAGUGGUGGUUCCUACAUCUGAAGAUUCGAAUGCUCCUCCUGAAUACUUCAGAUCGACAUUGAACGUUUUGCCAGCAAACAAUUCCCUUUUGAAGAAGUCCAAGUUACCAUUGGCAUUGGUUGUCAGACCUUAUAAUACCUUGCACAUCGACUCGGAAAACAUUCCUGUUACUUCUGAUACAAUCAUUAGUAGAUGUCGUCGUUGUCGUGGUUAUAUUAACCCAUUCGUAACUUUGACUGAACAAGGUAGACGUUGGAGAUGUAAUUUUUGUAACUUGCAAAACGAUAUCCCAAGUGCCUUUGAUUAUGAUGAACUUACAGGUACUGCUAAGAACAAGUUUGAAAGGGUUGAAUUAAACCACUCGGUUGUUGAGUUUGUGGCUCCAAAAGAAUACAUGGCAAGAACUCCACAACCAAUUGUUUACACUUUUAUUAUCGAUGUUUCGAUUGAUGCAGUUAAUAGUGGUUUGACCAGUACCAUCACCAGAACAAUUUUAGAAAGUUUAGAUCGUAUUCCAAAUGAUAAUAAAACCGCAAGAGUUGCUUUCAUCGGGGUUGAUUCGAACUUACACUAUUUUAAAUUCAACGAAGGUUUAGAUGGAACUGAUUUAUUGAUUGUCUCCGAUAUCGACGAACCAUUUUUACCAUCUCCAGAUGGAUUGUUAAUUAAUUUAAAUGAAAAUAGAUCUACUAUCGAGAAAUUAUUAAUUGAUUUCCCAACUUAUUUCGAAGGCACAGCUAAUGAUAGGUUCGCAUUGGGUCCUGCUUUGAGAGCCGGUCAUAAAAUGAUUUCUAACAUUGGUGGUAAAUUGAUCUGUUUUACAGCUACUUUACCAAAUAUUGGUGAAGGUAAGUUGACAUUAAGAGAUGAAGCUAGUCACUCUGGUAAACCAAAAGAAUCACAAAUGUUAUUGUCCAAUGCUGAUAAAUUUUAUAAGAGUUUUGCGGUAGAAUGUAAUUCUGCACAGGUUACUGUCGAUUUAUUCUUGACUUCCGCUAAAUACCAGGAUGUUGCAUCAUUGGCUAAUUUACCACGCUUCACUGCAGGUCAAACUCACUUUUACCCUGCCUGGUCUUGCGCCAAAGCUGAAGAUGUUACAAAAUUAUCUAGAGAAGUUAGUGAACAUUUGUCGAUGGAUAUUGCUUUGGAAGCUGUGUUAAGAGUCAGAGGCUCCACAGGAAUUAGAAUGAGUUCAUUCUACGGUAACUUCUUUAAUAGAUCUUCUGAUUUAUGCUCAUUCCCUACUUUCCCUAGAGAUCAAAGUUAUUGUAUUGAGAUGUCUAUUGAAGAAACAAUUCACAAGUCAGUUGUUUAUUUCCAGGCAGCUGUAUUACAUUCAACCUGUUUUGGAGAAAGAAGAAUUAGAGUUAUGAAUUUGGCAAUUCCAACCUCGACAAAAUUAGAUGAUAUUUUUGCCUCCGCAGAUCAAUUAGCAGUCGCAAAUUAUUUCACGCAUAGAUCAGUCGAAAAGGCAUUCUCAAGCUCGUUACCAGAUGCUAGAGACUACUUGGUUAAAUCUAUAGUUGAUAUUUUAAAUGUCUACAAAAAAGAAUUAGUAGCCGGAAACGUGUCCGGAUCCUCACCAUUACAAUUAUCAACUAAUUUAAGAAUGUUACCAUUGUUAUUGUUUUCAUUAACUAAACAUCUAGCCUUAAGACAAGAAAGAGUACCAUCUGAUCACAGAGCAGCCGCUUUGAAUUUAUUAAGUUCAUUACCAAUACCACAUUUAAUCAAAUAUAUCUAUCCAACUGUCUAUUCAUUGCAUAAUAUGGGUGAUGAAUGCGGAUUACCAGAGCAAAUUGUUCAAGUCGAUGAAGAGACAGGAGAAGAAGAGACAGUUAACUCCACAGAAAUUUUGUUACCGGAACCAUUAAACGAUACAAAAGCCUCAUGGGAGAACUAUGGCUUAUACUUGAUUGAUAAUAGCACUGAAUUGUUCUUGUGGGUCUCGGGUGAUGUUGUUCCAGGCUUAGUUUAUGAUUUGUUUGGUACUGACAACUUAUAUAGUGUACCAACUGGUAAGACUGAGUUGCCGGAAUUUUCAUUUGAAGAAUCUGAGUUCAAUUACAAAGUUCGUCAAAUUAUUGGAAAGAUUAGAGAACAGAAAGAUUCUGUUACUUGGAAAAAUCUUUAUGUUGUAAUUGGUGGUUCUUCGAAUGAACCAAUCGAAAUUUCUCAACAACGUGAUUUGAUGGCUUUAAGAAUGUGGGCCUUAAGUUGCUUAGUUGAAGAUAAGACUGCUAGUGAGCCAGGUUAUAGGGAAUUUUUAACAUCAUUAAAGUCAAAGAUUACUCAAUAA
This is a messenger RNA of Debaryomyces hansenii CBS767, 2775 nucleotides long. RefSeq names its product COPII subunit (gene SEC24). Bases 1 to 2775 code for a protein of 924 amino acids. Gene Ontology annotation, cellular component: endoplasmic reticulum exit site; COPII vesicle coat. The record is from RefSeq and is a predicted model, not a curated record. Gene Ontology annotation, molecular function: SNARE binding; zinc ion binding. The transcript has a single exon. Gene Ontology annotation, biological process: endoplasmic reticulum to Golgi vesicle-mediated transport; COPII-coated vesicle cargo loading; intracellular protein transport. Lineage: Eukaryota; Fungi; Ascomycota; Pichiomycetes; Serinales; Debaryomycetaceae.